GUUCCAGUGCGAGUCCGGUUCCCCUGCGGGAGCGUCGAACUCGCGGCGGUUGUUGUUCCAGGCUGCGGAUGCGGCACCCUCGCUUCGUCCGACACCCCGGAUCCCGUUAGGGAGGACCACGAAACCUGCGGAGUGUGAUUAACGGGCGGUCGUGAUGUUUUCGUGACAUGUUACCACGUGACUUUCGUUCCUUACCUCGCUACUCAUGCCGCAGUGACGAACGCGACCGCGACCAUCGGGCCCUUCUUCGAGACCUUCGAAUACCGCCCUCCAACGCCCCGAACCCGGCCGCCUUCCACGCGGCACUCGCACCUCAUCACCGUCGGCACCACAUCCUCGCCUACUGCCUCCUCCAGCACCCUUUCCUCAAGCCGGGACUCGGAGUACCGUGCGUCUCGUGGUGGGACCAGGACUCCGUUCCCCGGGUCCACUCGCCCCCGCAUUAUCACCACUUCUGCCACGGACAUCAUCAACUCCUUCAUCAACGAUCCUUUCACGGUCAUAAUAACCUCGCGCUUUUCGCCCAAGGAUAUUUCAGGUCCGUUCUACUAUCGGGCUCAUCCGUUAUCGCCGGACACGGGAUGCCGCCUAUCCGUGGUAUGGAUACUAGGUAUAAAGCGAGUCGUUGCGUUAGCGGGGGCGGAAGCCGCGGCAGCGGAGCAACUGGGGCAACUGGAGGAACCGGGGGAGGCGGGGGUCUUGGAAGCGGGGGGGCGGUAGGAGGCCGCGGCGGGGGCGGA
Molecule: messenger RNA, 740 nt
Organism: Diprion similis
Lineage: Eukaryota; Metazoa; Arthropoda; Insecta; Hymenoptera; Diprionidae
Product: POU domain, class 4, transcription factor 1-like
Exons: 2
Source: RefSeq, a predicted model, not a curated record